Molecule: messenger RNA, 357 nt
Organism: Emiliania huxleyi CCMP1516
Lineage: Eukaryota; Haptophyta; Isochrysidales; Noelaerhabdaceae
Exons: 2
Biological process (GO): positive regulation of TOR signaling
Source: RefSeq, a predicted model, not a curated record
GCCGACGCGGCCGUCGAGAAGCUCGCGCCGCGCGCCUCGCGGCGGCGGUGGACGGUGGGCUACCUCGAGGAGCUGCGCCGGCAGGGAGACUUCGCGUCGGCAUGCGAGGUGGUCAAGCAUUGCGGCGACACGUCGCUGCAGCAGGCGGCCGCCCGUUCGACCACGGUCCUGCUCGGCGGCCGGCAGCGGGGGAGGCCGCUCUGCGGCGUGUGCGAGCUGCCCGUGCGGGGGAGCUACGUCUGGUGCCAGGGCUGCGGCCACGGAGGGCAUUUGGCCCACAUGCGCAGCUGGUUCGAGACGGAGGUGGAGUGCCCGACGGGGUGCGGCCACCGAUGCCAAGUGGUGGUGCUGCCGUAA